AUAUACUAUAACUAUAUGUAUUUAUAUAUAUAUAUACUUAAUUUCAAUGUAUCACGUGAUAGUACAGCCAUGCGUCUUUUAUGCAACAUGGCGACCGGCAAAGGACUUGCAAUCGUUUUCCGAUCAAAGACUAUUAAUUUUAUCAGCAAUAAUAAAUUAAAUAAAUUGUCAUGUGGUAUUGUGCAGAAAUGUAGCACAUGUCAUCAAUCUAAUACAACAAUAGUAUUGGGUGUCGGCAACUGGAACUUAAAGAAAAUAGAAAAAUGUAUGAUAGGAAAUUUAACUCAAAUUCAAAGAGGAAUACAUACAACGCAAAAACUAUUAAAACGUAAUUAUUAUGAAAUAUUGGGUGUAUCCAAAAAUGCUUCAGCAAAAGAUAUUAAGAAGGCUUACUAUCAGCUUGCUAAAAAAUAUCAUCCUGAUACAAAUAAAGGAGAUCCAGAUGCAAGUAAGAAGUUUCAGGAAGUUUCAGAAGCAUAUGAAGUAUUAAGUGAUGAUAAUAAAAGAAAAGAAUAUGAUACAUGGGGAGCUACAUCAGAACAAAUGGGAAUGGGACAACAGGGUACUGGUCAUACCAAAGACUUUAAUGAAGGAUGGCAAUUUCGGUCAUCAAUUAAUCCAGAAGAAUUAUUUAGAAAAAUAUUUGGAGAAACUGGAUUUCAAACUAAUAUUUUUAAUGAUUUUGAAGAUUAUCAAGAUUCAAAAUAUGGUUUUGGAGCAGCUCAAGAGGUUAUUAUGAAUUUAACAUUUCCUCAAGCUGCCAGAGGAGUCAAUAAAGAUAUACAACUAAAUGUAGUAGAUACAUGUCCAAAAUGUUUAGGUUCACGAUGUGAACCUGGAACAAAAGCAGUUAGAUGCCCGUAUUGUAAUGGAACUGGAAUGGAAACGAUUAGCACUGGUCCUUUUGUAAUGCGAUCUAGUUGCCGUUAUUGUUUAGGUACCAGAAUGUUUAUUAAAUAUCCCUGUCAGGAAUGUCAAGGAAAAGGACAAACGGUGCAACGUAAAAAAGUGGUAGUUCCAGUACCAGCUGGUGUCGAAGAUGGUCAAACAAUUCGGAUGGCUGUUGGUAACAAAGAAGUAUUCAUAACAUUCCGUGUGGAAAAAUCAAAAUACUUUCGAAGAGAUGGUCCAGACAUACAUACAGAUGCUCAAAUUUCAUUAUCACAAGCAGUACUUGGUGGUACAAUAAGAAUAGAAGGCGUUUAUGAGGAUCAUACCAUACAAAUUCGACCUGGUACUUCGUCUCAUACUAAAAUUCGACUCAGUGGUAAAGGAAUGAAAAAAGUAAAUGGUGUAGGAUAUGGAGAUCAUUAUGUACAAAUUAAAAUUGUCGUACCUACAAAAUUAAAUGAUAAACAAUUAGCAUUACUUCAAGCAUAUGCUGAACUCGAAGAUGAUACACCUGGAAGUAUACAUGGCAUAACAUACAAAACAGAUGGUCCAAGGGUAAAAACUCAAGCGAGACAGAAUAUGCAAAGUGAACAGAAUAUUGAAAAUGAUGGUCUCCUUAAUAAAAUCAAGAAAGCUAUAUUUGGAUAGAAAAUUUGGGACUAAAGAGAGUUAUACUGGUCCUUUGAAUUUAGUGAAAUCUAUACGGAUAGCAUUAGAUGGCAAAAAUAUUUCUCAUAUAAACUGUGGAUCUUCUGAUUCAGAAAAUAAAUCUCAAAAUAACACUGGAAAGAAAACGAAUAGAUUAAGAAAUGGAGAUAUUAACACAAUGAGAAGACGGGAAGCAUCUUAAAGUUCAAAUUUGAAUAUUAAAAAUUUUCAACAA
Apis florea (little honeybee) is the source of this 1774-nucleotide messenger RNA. RefSeq names its product dnaJ homolog l(2)tid, mitochondrial. Gene Ontology annotation, molecular function: heat shock protein binding; ATP binding. Gene Ontology annotation, biological process: negative regulation of apoptotic process; response to heat; protein folding. NCBI's taxonomy places the organism in Eukaryota, Metazoa, Arthropoda, Insecta, Hymenoptera, Apidae. The record is from RefSeq and is a predicted model, not a curated record. Gene Ontology annotation, cellular component: mitochondrion.